This is a messenger RNA of Vespa mandarinia (Asian giant hornet), 615 nucleotides long. RefSeq names its product sterol O-acyltransferase 1-like. Lineage: Eukaryota; Metazoa; Arthropoda; Insecta; Hymenoptera; Vespidae. The record is from RefSeq and is a predicted model, not a curated record.
CUUACCAGAAAAAUAAUUUUCUGAAAGAAAUUCAUUACUAACUGAUCUUUUUAACACCAACAAACAUGUGCGGACGGUAUAUAAUAUAUUUACAACGAUACUAAUAUUACUUUUUAUGAAUACUAUUACAUACGAUAUUAUGGAUGGUGGAUCAAUAAAUGUCGGAGUUUCGGAAAAUUUUCAAGAGUCCUUUAUAUUUGGUCUUUAAUGACAUUAACGACACUUGGAAUUUACAUUCCGUUCUAUAUUUGGGCGCACAAACGUCUUCAUUUUUUACCAUUAUCAACUGCUUUAAAAGUAUGGGACUAUGGAUGGAUAGCGGGGCUUGUAUUAUAUUUGCUCAUUUUCAUCGUUCUUCCAGCUAAAGCAAUAAUAGAUGAGGGACUACCAGUAGCUUCUAGCACUGUAAUUCUUACAGAACAGGUUCGUAUGUUAAUGAAAUGUUACGCUUUCAUAAGGAGUACGGCACCAAAAUUUCUUAAAUACAAAAUACACGCGGAAAUGGAAAAGCCAGUAAUACCAGAUUUUUCGAAGUAUCUAUAUUUCUUCUUCGUUCCAACGUUAAUCUAUAGAGAUAUUAGGUUGGAAACUAUGAAACGGGCGUUUUUUGUUUAG